Staurois parvus is the source of this 606-nucleotide messenger RNA. The record is from the annotation of a GenBank genome assembly. Lineage: Eukaryota; Metazoa; Chordata; Amphibia; Anura; Ranidae.
GGGCCCCCGGGCGAGCAGGUGGCAACCGGGCCCCCCGGGCGGAGCGGCAGGCACCGGGCCCCCGGGCGGGGCAGCAGGCACCGGGCCCCCGGGCGGAGCAGCAGCACCGGCCCCCGGGCGGGGCGACAGGCAUCGUGCCCCCCAGGCGGGGUGACAGGCAUCGUGCCCCUGACAGGCGGGGCGACAGGCAUCGUAUCCCCAGGCGGGGCGACAGGCAUCGUGCCCCCAGGCGGGGCGACAGGCAUCGUGCCCCCAGGCGGAGCGGCGGGCGCCGGACCCCCAGGCGGAGCGACAGGUCUCGGGCCCUCAGGCGGAGCGGCGGGCGCCGGACCCCCAGAUGGACCGACAGGUCUCGGGCCCUCAGGCGGAGCGGCGGGCGCCGGACCCCCCAGGCGGAGUGACAGGUCUCGGGCCCUCAGGCGGAGCGGCGGGCGCCGGACCCCCAGGAGGGGAGCGACAGGUCCUCGGGCUCUCAGGCGGAGCGGCGGGCGCCGGACCCCCAGGUGGAGCGACAGGUCUCGGGCCCUCAGGCGGAGCGGCGGGCGCCGGACCCCCAGGUGGAGCGACAGGUCUCGGGCCCUCAGGCGGAGCGGCGGGCGCCGGACC